ACAACUAUUACUCUUUGGCCCCGCCCCUAAGGACGCAUGCGUUGCGUGGAGGACAUGCGGGUCGCAGCAAAGUCCUCCUUUACUCCACACACGCUUCUAAGCCUCGGCACAUCUACUAACUACACUUUAUUCAUCCUCCGUGUCAGCAUCAACUCCACUCGUCUCACUCAACUUUGGACAUUAUUAGGCCCGCUUAGUUUGUUUGUUGUUUUAGCGCGCUAGUUAGCUUAGCAUGCUAGUUAGCUUAGCUUGUUAGCUGCUAACAAAGAGACGCGGAUUUGAUCAACACAUCGCUUGGUUAAGAUCAAGUGUGAGAGUAAAGUGUUGUGAUUGUGUGAAAAUGUGCGAAAGAACGAUAGCAAAGUAUGAGGAGGAACUUUGUUGUGUGAAAAUGUGUGAAAGAACGAUAGCAGAGUACAAAGAGGAACUUUCUCGUACAAAAGAAGAGAACGAGAGACUACGUCAACUACUGGAGGCUGUUUUCAAGAAACCUCAAGUUGUGUUACACAGAACAGACUUCAAUGAAGCACAUCGUCCUCGUGAGCAGGAGGAGGAACCACAGUCCCCCCACAUACACGAGGAAGAAGAGGUACCACAGUCCCAACACAUCAAAGAGGGAGGAGAGGAACCACAGCCCCCCCACAUUAAAGAAGAAGACGAGACGCCACAGACCCAUAAUGUUAAACUGACCCUUCACAUUAAAGGGCAAGCGGAGGACCCACUGAUCUUACACAUCAAAAAUGAAGAGGAGGACCUACUGACCCCUCACUUUAAGGAGCAAGAGAACCUGCUGACCCCUCACAUUAAAAAGGAAGAGGAGCACCAAGGGCCGCCGCACAUUAGAGAGGAAGAGGAGGAAGAGGGCAUCAGUCAGCCUAAAUGGUUGGAGGAGUUCCCAGUGACUGGUGUCCCUGUGAAGAGUGAAGAUGAUGAGGUGAAAGGUGAAAGUGAGGAGAGGGGAGGGGGGGAGCCUCCAAGCAGCAGCUCAACACAACACAUGACAACAGAAGCUGAUGGAGACCACUGUGGAGGAUCACAAGCAGACAAGCUCUUAGCUCCACUAUCAGAUAGUGAGGACACAACGUCACACUCUCCUGACACUGAUGAUGAAGACUCUAAAGAUGAUAAGACAUGUCACACUGACAACACACACUUCGCAUGUUCUCACUGUCACAAAACCUUUAAAUACCAUUGUGAUCUGAAAAGACACAUGAGAACACACACUGGAGAAAAAACUUUUAUUUGUUCAACCUGUGGUAAAGGUUUUACACAAAAUCAUAAUGUGAAAGUACACAUGAGAACACACACUGGAGAAAAAACUUUUUCUUGUUCACUAUGUGGUAAAGGUUUUACACAAAGUCAGAAUUUGAAAAGACACAUGAGAACACACACUGGUGAAAAACCUUUUUCCUGUUCAACCUGUGUUAAAGGUUUUACAGUAGGUCAGAGUUUGAAAGUACACAUGAGAACACACACUGGUGAAAAACCUUUUUCCUGUUCAACCUGUGGUAAAGGUUUUACAGUAGGUCAGAGUUUGAAAAUACACAUGAGAACACACAUUGGUGAAAAACCUUUUUCCUGUUCAAUAUGUAGUAAAGGUUUUACUAGCAGUCAAUGUUUGAAAGAACACAUGAAAACACACACUGGUGAAAAACCUUUCUCCUGUUCAAUCUGUGGUAAAUGCUUUACACAAGGUCAACAUUUGAAAAGACACAUUAAAACACACACUGGUGAAAAAUCACAUUCCUGUUCAAUCUGCAACAGAAGCUUUUGUGACCGGUCAAUGCUUGUAAGACACAAGAGAACACACACUGGUGAAAAGUCACAUUCCUGUUUAAUCUGCAACAGAAGCUUUUUUCAACGAUCAAACCUUGUAAGACACAAGAGAACACACACUGGAGAAAAACCUUUUUCCUGUUCAACCUGUGGUAAAGGUUUUACACAAAGUACAGAUGUGAGAGUACACAUGAGAACACACACUGGUGAAAAGUCACAUUCCUGUUUAAUCUGCAACAGAAGCUUUUUUCAACGAUCAAACCUUGUAAGACACAUGAGAACACACACUGGAGAAAAACCUUUUUCCUGUUCAACCUGUGGUAAAGGUUUUACACAAAGUACAGAUGUGAGAGUACACAUGAGAACACACACUGGUGAAAAAUCACAUUCCUGUUGAAUCAGCAACAGAAGCUUUUGUUGACGAUCAACCCUUAUAAGACACAAGAGAACACACACUGGUGAAUAAUCACAUUCCUGUUCAAUCUGCAACAGAAGCUUUUGUGACGAUCAACCCUUGUAGUACACAUGAGAAGACACCCAGGAGAGAAAGUGUUGAGUUGCAGUGUGUGUGGUGAAAGAUUGUCUUCUAAGUACCAGUGUAAGAAACACAAGUGUGCUGGUGAGAACAGCAGCAGCAAAUGAAACUGCAGGAUUUGAAAUAAACUGUCCAGACUUUCAUUUUGACUUUCUAACAACAUCAGCACAUAUAACAUGUGUGACAUUGUUGUUUGUCUAACAAUCUGGUUAAUAUGCUUCUACAUUUAUAGAUUUGAUAUUUUAUAUUUAUAUUUAUAUAUUUAUAUUUUAUAUUUAUAUUAUAUGUGUUGGAUCCGCUUUGGACUGGACUCUCGCGACUGUGUUGGAUCCAUCUUUCACAGUAUCAUGUUUUCAUAUGUUCUCAUAGUCAUCAGUAUCAUCAGUAUCACAGUAUCAUGUUCUCAUAGUCAUCAUUGUCACCGACGUCCCACUGGGUGUGAGUUUUCCUUGCCCUUAUGUGGGCCUACCGAGGAUGUCGUGGUGGUUUGUGCAGCCCUUUGAGACACUAGUGAUUUAGGGCUAUAUAAGUAAACAUUGAUUGAUUGAUUGAUAUUAAUGCUUUUUUCAGUCAAGCACAUGCAUUAAUAUCCAACUUUGUGUACUUUUAUUAAAAAAUGGACAGAACCAUUUGAGUAAAAAAGUGAGAGUAAACAGUAAAAUACAUAUUUUACAUGCAAUAAACAUGUGUGUAUGUAUACACACACACACACACACACACACACAUAUAUAUAUAUAUAUAUAUAUAUACAUACUGUAUAUUCAUCAUACAAUUUUAGACCUAUUUAUAUGAAAUAUUGAAGUAUUACAUAUUUGUAAUUGUUAAUAAUCCCAUAGAUUAUCACCUUUAUAUGAUAUACAUAUGUACUGGUUCACAUCUGAAACAUCUUCUGGACCACUUCAGGAAGCAUAUUAUUAUUUACUUUAUACAUCAUUUAAACAGUUGUCUUUUAUACAAUUUUAAAAUGUGUGUCUUUUUGAAUCAUUUGUUGGGUCUCUAUAAUCUAUUUUAUUCAUUAUCGUUAUUACUCAGUAUUAUGAUGAUUGUGUUGUGAUUGUUUUAUAUGUAUGUCCCCAGACCUUUAUGCAAUAUACAAGUGAGAGAAAAUAGCUGAUUUUUAUUUUGUGAAAGGACGGUUUUGUUUUCACAAACUUACAUAUGUGGAUAUAUCAAAUAAAUCCAGUAUUGUGUUUUCAA
Nerophis ophidion (straightnose pipefish) is the source of this 3508-nucleotide messenger RNA. RefSeq names its product gastrula zinc finger protein XlCGF57.1-like. The coding region runs from base 341 to 2173 and encodes 610 amino acids. The transcript has 2 exons. NCBI's taxonomy places the organism in Eukaryota, Metazoa, Chordata, Actinopteri, Syngnathiformes, Syngnathidae. The record is from RefSeq and is a predicted model, not a curated record. Gene Ontology annotation, biological process: regulation of immune system process; negative regulation of transcription by RNA polymerase II; regulation of cytokine production.